UUCAUAGUAAGGAUCUUAAACCCCUUACUUAACACACAUCCAUUACUCCUAACACUACUACUAAAAACAAUGUCUCAAAUAACACUUGGUCGUUAUCUUUUUGAAAGAUUGAACCAACUCAAGGUUCAAACUAUUUUCGGUCUUCCUGGUGAUUUCAACUUGUCUCUUUUAGAUAAGAUCUAUGAAGUCGAUGGAAUGAAAUGGGCUGGUAAUGCCAACGAAUUGAACGCUGCCUAUGCUGCUGAUGGUUACUCCCGUGUCAAGGGUUUAGCUUGUCUUGUCACCACUUUUGGGGUUGGUGAACUUUCUGCCUUGAAUGGUGUUGCUGGUUCCUAUGCUGAACACGUUGGUUUAUUGCACGUUGUUGGUGUCCCAUCUAUUUCAUCUCAAGCCAAGCAAUUGUUGUUACAUCACACUCUUGGUAACGGUGAUUUUACCGUUUUCCACAGAAUGUCCAACAACAUUUCUCAAACCACUGCAUUCCUUUCUGACAUCAAUACUGCCCCAGCUGAAAUUGAUAGAUGUAUUAGAGAUGCUUGGAUCUAUCAAAGACCAGUUUAUGUUGGUCUCCCAGCUAACUUGGUUGAUUUGAACAUCCCAGCUUCUCUUUUGGACACCCCAAUUGAUCUUUCUCUUAGACCAAACGAUCCAGAAGCUCAAGAUGAAGUCAUUGAUUCUGUUUUGACCAUGAUCAAAGAUUCCCAAAGACCAGUUAUCCUUGUUGAUGCAUGUGCCUCUAGACACUCUUGUAAGAAGGAAGUUGAACAAUUGGUUGAUUUAACCCAAUUCCCAGUAUACACCACACCAAUGGGUAAGUCUGGUAUUUCCGAACAACAUCCAAGAUUUGGUGGUGUUUAUGUGGGUACCUUAUCCUCUCCAGAAGUUAGAGAAGCGGUUGAAUCAUCUGAUCUCGUCUUAUCUAUCGGUGGGUUGAUGUCUGAUUUCAACACUGGUUCUUUCUCAUACUCUUACAAGACUAAGAAUGUCGUUGAAUUCCACUCUGACUACACCAAGAUUAGACAAGCCACCUUCCCAGGUGUUCAAAUGAAGGAAGCUCUUCAAAACUUGUUGACCAAGGUUCAACCAGCUUCCUCCGGUUACACCCCAACACCAGUUCCUCAAGUCAAAUUACUGAACAUCCCAACUCCAUCUGAUACUCUUUUAACUCAAGAAUGGUUAUGGACUAAGGUUUCCUCUUGGUUCAGAGAAGGUGAUAUCAUCAUUACCGAAACUGGUACCUCUGCCUUUGGUAUUGUACAAUCCAAGUUCCCAAACAACACCAUUGGUAUUUCUCAAGUCUUGUGGGGUUCCAUUGGUUUCACUGUUGGUGCUACUUUAGGUGCUGUCAUGGCUGCUGAAGAAAUUGAUCCAAACAAGAGAGUUAUUUUGUUUAUUGGUGAUGGUUCCUUACAAUUGACCGUGCAAGAAAUCUCAACCAUGAUCAAAUGGGAAACUAAGCCAUACUUGUUUGUAUUGAAUAACGAUGGUUACACCAUUGAAAGAUUGAUUCACGGUAUGAAUGCCACCUACAAUGACAUUCAACCAUGGAACAACUUGGCCUUGUUGCCAUUGUUCAAUGCUAAGGAUUACGAUGCCAUUAGAGUCAGAACUACCGGUGAAGUUGAUCAAUUGUUUGCCGAUGAAGCCUUUAACAAGAACUCCAAGAUUAGAAUGAUUGAAGUUAUGUUGCCAAGAAUGGAUGCUCCAUUGAACUUGGUCAAACAAGCUGAAGUUACUGCUAGAACCAAUGCUGAAAAUUAAAUAAAUGGGAAGAUUAUAAUAGAGAUGAAUAAUAUGAAAUAAUAGAAU
This is a messenger RNA of [Candida] anglica, 1809 nucleotides long. Lineage: Eukaryota; Fungi; Ascomycota; Pichiomycetes; Serinales; Debaryomycetaceae. The record is from the annotation of a GenBank genome assembly.